GAUUUAAGGUUAUGUUGGUUUCAAACGCAAAGUGAAUAACCAUACUGCCGUAAUUUUACUAAAAAAGCUAGGUUACAAUGGCCAAACCUUGGCAAGAGUUACUCGACGUCCUAACGACGAAACUGAUGUCAGAACUCACUAGUGAUUACUUUUCCAACUCUGAAAAAUUGAUGACUUACAUUUGCUCUGAACACUAUUAUAGGAGCGAGCUGCUGGAGUGGCUGGACAGCCGGCUGCGCGACGCCCCGCGCGGCAAGAGCCCGGCCCGCGCCGCGCAGCUCCGCGCCGAGGGCAACCGGCUCUUCCAGGCGCAGCGCUUCCCGGACAGCCUGAGGCUGUACUGGGAGAGCGCGCGGCACGCCGAGCCGGGCUCGGAGGAGCUGGCCCUCGCCCACUCGAACCGCUCGGCCGCCCUCCUGCACCUGGGACAGCUGCAGGACUGCCUGAGGGAGACGGAGCUGGCCCUCGCCGCGGGGCUGCCCCGCCGCCUGCACUUCAAGCUGCACCUGCGCCGGGCGGAGUGCCUCUUCCGGCUGGGCCGGUUCGGGCGGGCCGGCGACGCCUACUCGCGGGCGCGGGAGUGCCUCGCGGCCAGCGGCAUGCAGAGGAAACACCAGGUGGCGGUCGAGGAGGAGAUUGUCAAAGGGCUGAACGCGUCUUGGGAGGAAGAGGCGUUGGGACGCGGCUGCGACGACCCGGUGGAGGCGAGCCCCGGUCCGGAGCUGCCGCGGCCCUCGUACGGGGAGAGCGACGUCCUGGCGCACGCUUCGGCCGCUCUCGAGUUGCGCUACAGCGAGGAGAAGGGCCGGCACGUGGUGGCGAACAGGGACAUCUCCGCAGGCGACACGCUGUUCGUGGAGCGGCCGUUCGCGCUGGUCGUUCUCCCGGACGAGGGGGACGCCGUGCACUGCCACCACUGCUGCGCGGCCACCGCGCUGCCCGUGCCGUGCGAGCGCUGCGCAGACGGGGCGUACUGCGGUGCAGCGUGCCGGGAGAAAGCGUGGCGGGCCCACCACCGCUGGGAGUGCGCCGGGGGGCUGCGCCUGCUGCAGUCCCUGGGCAUCGCGCACCUGGCCCUGAGGGUGCUGCUGGGAGCGGGCGGUGCGCGGGAGGCCCUGGGCGCGGCGCGGGAGCUGUCCGCGCGGCCCUGGUCCCCGGUGCGGGGUCCCGCAGCGUGCGACGGCUACGCCGCGGUGCACCAGCUGCUGCCCCACCUGGAGCGCCUGGAGCGCGAGGACUUCGUGCAGUAUGCGCUGACGGCGGCUCUGCUGGCCCUCUACCUGUCCGGCCGCACGGACUACCUCUCGGACCCGGGGGAGGAGGAGGGGGAGGGAGCGCUGGCCGCGGUGGCAGCCCUGCUGCACCGCCACGUGGCCCAGCUGGUGUGCAACGGCCACGCCGUCACGGAGCUGCGCACGGAGGGCGAGGGCGACGUGGUGACGGAGCGGCAGGCCCGGGUCGCCACGGCCAUCUACCCGUCCGCCAGCAUGCUGAACCACUCCUGCGACCCCAACAUCAUCAACAGUUUCUACAACCAGUAUUUAAUCAUCCGAGCAUGUCGAGACAUUCCCAAAGGCGAAGAAGUGGUCAAUUGCUAUGGCCCGCACUUCCGCCGGACCGGGACGCGCGAGCGGCGGGCGCUGCUCAGUGGGCAGUACCACUUCGCCUGCGCCUGCAACCGCUGCACCAGCGAAGCCUACUUCGACUUCCUGGACAGGUUCGGCGGGCUGCAGUGCCUGAGCUGCGGGGGCCCGCUACUGGAGGACACCUUGCGGGCCACUCCUGAGGUCCCCCACCCGGUGGUGUGCAUCGAGUGCGGAGACACUCGCGGCUACGAGCAGCUGGCGGAGAUGGCCUUCCAGACGCAGCACGCCUACAGGGAAGGGCGCGAGCUGCUCGAGGCGGGCGCCGUGCGGGAGGCGCUGGCACGUAUGCUGGAGUGCUGGCGCGUGCAGAGCCGCUGUCUGUUCUGCUACAGCUCGGCCGUGCUCGCCUGCCAGGACGACAUCGCCCGCUGCCACGCCACGCUGGGUAACUACGGGGGAGAGCGUGCGGUUCCUGGAGCUGGGGCUGCCGGCCGUGGAGAACCGCUACGGUUACGACAGCAUCGAGAUGUGCAACGAGCUGCUGAAGCUGACGGAUGCGAUGGUGUGCCACGCGCAGCAGCUGCGCGGCCGCGGGACGCGGCACGACCUGGAACGCGUCUGCGCGCGGGCCCUGGACCACCUGGGCCAGGCCAGGGAGCUCAUGGAGAUGCACUACGGGGCGUGGUGCCCCGCCCUGCAGGAGAUCGCAGCCAAGGAGCGGCAGCUCCGGAAGUACACCGGCGCUCCGUCGCCACCACCGUCGCCCUGAGCUGAGAACUGCCGGCGUAUAGGUUCUGUGGACCGUCGCCCAGAGCUUAGAACUGCCGGCGUAUAGGUUCUGUGGACCUUCGCCCAGAGCUUAGAACUGCCGGCGUAUAGGUUCUGUGGACCGUCGCCCAGAGCUUAGAACUGCCGGCGUAUAGGUUCUGUGGACCGUCGCCCAGAGCCUAGAACUGCCGGCGUAUAGGUUCUGUGGACCGUCGCCCAGAGCUUAGAACUGCCGGCGUAUAGGUUCUGUGGACCGUCGCCCAGAGCUUAGAACUGCCGGCGUAUAGGUUCUGUGGACCGUCGCCCAGAGCUUAGAACUGCCGGCGUAUAGGUUCUGUGGACCGUCGCCCAGAGCUUAGAACUGCCGGCGUAUAGGUUCUGUGGACCGUCGCCCAGAGCUUAGAACUGCCGGCGUAUAGGUUCUGUGGACCGUCGCCCAGAGCUUAGAACUACCGGCGUAUAGGUUCUGUGGACCGUCGCCCAGAGCUUAGAACUACCGGCGUAUAGGUUCUGUGGACCGUCGCCCUGAGCUUAGAACUGCCGGCGUAUAGGUUCUGUGGACCGUCUACUGUACAUUCUUUUUGAAAAAUUAAAUCCCCUGACCUUACCAGGUUUUUCCUUUA
Messenger RNA from Bacillus rossius redtenbacheri, 2977 nucleotides. RefSeq names its product SET and MYND domain-containing protein 4-like. Gene Ontology annotation, cellular component: cytoplasm; nucleus. The record is from RefSeq and is a predicted model, not a curated record. Bases 78 to 2360 code for a protein of 760 amino acids. The transcript is spliced from 13 exons. NCBI's taxonomy places the organism in Eukaryota, Metazoa, Arthropoda, Insecta, Phasmatodea, Bacillidae. Gene Ontology annotation, molecular function: histone deacetylase binding.